Molecule: messenger RNA, 2092 nt
Organism: Gymnodraco acuticeps
Lineage: Eukaryota; Metazoa; Chordata; Actinopteri; Perciformes; Bathydraconidae
Gene: ephx4
Product: epoxide hydrolase 4
Exons: 6
Coding region: 319-1410 (363 amino acids)
Molecular function (GO): hydrolase activity
Source: RefSeq, a predicted model, not a curated record
CGCCUCUCUCAUCUCCGCAGAGCUCCGCACAGAGCGGCUCACCGCCUCAUUUCGGGCUCGCCUUGUAUAGUCAACAGCACCGUCUCAUCUCCUACUGAAACAACCCACUGCUGUCACACGCACGCGUGAAAUAUGACGUGAUGCUGUUGCCACCGUCCCAUUCAGCCGUGUGUCGGGAUCCUCCCUUCAGACAGUCGUGCGUAUGCGCUGCUGGGAACGACAUUGUGCAGAGCGGUGUUUAAGCAGAAAGCGAGCUGUUAACAGAGACAAAUCAAUAGCUAACUCAAUCCCGAUUGAUUUUCCUGCGGCAAUGUAAAGAUGGCGAGAGUGCUCCAGUACUUGCUGUUAAUUCUGAUGAGUCUCGCGCUGAGAAUCAGAGUUGUGGGCUACUGGUCGCUGAUCUACGGUUAUUGUGCGCUUUGCACCAUCGUAGCCCUGCUGAAACUUUGCUGGAACAUCAUCCUGAGGCCGACUGCCACCUUCCAAUGGGGGGUCCGUGAGACUCCCCCGGCUUGUCUGAAUGACACGUCCUUGGGAACCCACUGCUAUGUUCGGAUCAAGGAGUCGGGCCUGAGGUUCCACUAUGUGGCUGCUGGAGAGCGUGGAAAGCCACUCAUGCUGUUCUUACACGGAUUCCCUGAGUUCUGGUUCUCCUGGCGUUACCAGCUGCGUGAGUUUAAGAGUGAGUUCCGCGUGGUGGCCGUGGACAUGCGGGGCUACGGGGAGUCCGACCUGCCGCUCUCCUCUGACAGCUACAGCUUCGACAGCCUGGUCACCGACGUCAAGGACAUCGUGGAGUACCUAGGAUACAACAGAUGUUGCCUCGUUGGGCACGACUGGGGCGGGACUAUAGCCUGGCUGUUUGCCAUCCAAUACCCAGAGAUGGUGACCAAACUCAUCGUCCUGAACAGCCCCCAUCCCUCUGUGUUCACAGAUUACGCUCUUCGUCACCCGAGCCAGCUGCUGAAGUCCAGCCAUUUCUUCUUCUACCAGCUGCCCCGCUUCCCCGAGCUCAUGUUCUCCAUCAAUGAUUUCAAGGUGGUCUGUUGUGUGGGCUUAAGCACUUUCAAGGUCAAGGUUGUGUGUGCUAGCAUCCUCUGUGUGUUGUGUGUGCAUGCACAUGCGUUCAUAUGCAUUGUUGUAUGUUGCAUGAUAUCACAUGUCCUCAGCUCCCUCCCCCUGAGCCAGAACCAUGUCCGGUCUCCUGUGCUGCUGCUGUGGGGGGAGCGAGAUGCCUUCUUCGAGCAGGAAAUGGCCGAGGCAUGCCGCCUCUACAUCCGGAAUCAUUUCCGUCUCAACAUCAUAUCUGGGGCCAGUCACUGGCUGCAGCAGGACCAGCCUGAUAUUGUGAACACCCUCAUAUGGACCUUCCUGAAGGAAGGAGAGGGACGCAAAAGCUACAGGAACUAAAUCCACAGCGAGGCCUCCUCCACCCCCCCCCCCCCCCCCCCCCCUGCCCCUCUCGCUUGCCACACCUGGAAGCCUGGAAUAUGCCUGUGAUACCAAGCAACAUAGUGAUAAUGCAAUCAUUCUUUAAAUCUUUCACAUUCGAGAUAUUUUUUAAAGACGUCAGCAGCAAAGGAAAAGAAACAAAGCACACCUCACCAGAGAGGACACUGAGCAGGACGUGUGACACAUAUAUUCAAGAUGUUUUUUGCACAUGACAUCCGCCUUAAAGUUUUUCAGUUACAGCAUUACAAAUGUGCAGCAGAAUCUCUUGUGACUUGUAUUGUGUGGUGCCUUUUAACUUUGGAGUUGUAGAGAUGUCCUGAGAGGCAAGGAUGUGCACUUGUAUGUUUCACCGGGUCGCUCCACUCUUCUUUGGGCACAGUCCUUCGGGAGCCAUCGCUCUCCCACUCCCUUUAUCAGGUAGUGUUGUCGAAAGAAGCUUUCUUUUUUUGUAUUUUUUCCUCAGAGAUGCUCAAAUGUAGAGAAUGUUGUUAUCUUGAUCUUCCUGUAUAGACACGUCAGUGAUGUUUGACUAUUGUACUAUUUUGUAUCUAUUCCUACACACUGCAUUUUGAAAUUCACAGAGCCAAGUCUACACCUUUUGAUUUUAUAAAUAAACUAAGUGUCAAUCUGUUUGACUGCA